Messenger RNA from Coregonus clupeaformis (lake whitefish), 2432 nucleotides. RefSeq names its product forkhead box P2 (gene foxp2). Gene Ontology annotation, molecular function: RNA polymerase II cis-regulatory region sequence-specific DNA binding; DNA-binding transcription repressor activity, RNA polymerase II-specific. The record is from RefSeq and is a predicted model, not a curated record. Gene Ontology annotation, biological process: regulation of transcription by RNA polymerase II. Bases 136 to 2415 code for a protein of 759 amino acids. The transcript is spliced from 16 exons. Lineage: Eukaryota; Metazoa; Chordata; Actinopteri; Salmoniformes; Salmonidae. Gene Ontology annotation, cellular component: nucleus.
UCGCUCCUCCUGAUCCGCUCCUAUUGGGCCUGUCCGAGAGGGGCUGCUUGUUGGUAAUUGCCCGGUGACAACUGGAAAUGAUAGAAUAAUUGUCAGGAGGACUGUUUUUGUAAUGGGCGACGGGGUGAUUUAAGUAUGCAUGAACAGGGCUGCGAGAGAGGCAGGGAAGAGCAGUGGCGGCAUUGUCUUGUUUAUGAUGCGAGCCUCUAUAAACACAGUUGGAGUGAUGACACAGAUAGAAGCCCCUCUCCCCCUGUGACACCCCAGUCUGCUCCUCACCACUGCAAACAACACCAACAGCUUUCCUUCUCUGGCCACCAGACAACUGUCUCUGACACUACUCCUCACCAUCAGGCCCUACAAGCAGCGAGGCAAUUACUCUUACAACAGCCAGGCAGUGGCCUGAAAUCUCCAAAGAACAACGACAAACAGCGUCCGCUGCAGGUGCCGGUGUCGGUGGCCAUGAUGAGUCCCCAGGUGAUCACCCCCCAGCAGAUGCAGCAGAUCCUUCAGCAGCAGGUCCUAUCCCCUCAGCAGCUCCAGGCCCUGCUACAACAGCAGCAGGCCGUCAUGCUGCAGCAGUACUGUGCGAGGCCAUUUAAAGUCCAUAUGGAGAAGACAUGGAGGGAGAGCGAGACUACACAACAUCUGCAGGAGUUUUAUAAGAAACAGCAGGAGCAGCUCCACCUACAGCUUUUACAACAGCAGCACCCUGGAAAGCAAGCAAAAGAGCAACAACAGCAGCAGCAGCAUCAGCAGCAGCUCGCUGCCCAGCAGCUCGUCUUCCAGCAGCAACUCCUCCAGAUGCAACAGCUCCAGCAGCAGCAGCACCUGCUCAACAUGCAGCGCCAGGGCCUGCUCUCCCUGCCCCCGGCCCCAGGACAGGCAGCCCUCCCCGGGCAGACCAUGCCACCAGCUGGACUGAGCCCAGCAGAGCUCCAACAGUUGUGGAAGGACGUGACCGGUGGCGGCCACAACAUGGAGGACAACGGCAUCAAACACAGCGGCGGCGGCGGCGGCCUGGACCUGACCACUACCAACUCUUCCUCGACUACCUCCUCUACCACUUCCAAAGCAUCACCUCCCAUCUCCCACCACUCCAUCGCCAAUGGCCAGUCUCCCGCACUCAACUCCAGAAGAGAGAGAGAGCGAGAGAGGGAACGGGAAAGGGAGAGGUACGGAAACUCGUUACAUGAGGAAAGCGGAGCCUCCCACUCUCUCUACGGUCAUGGGGUGUGCAAGUGGCCCGGCUGCGAAAGCGUCUGUGAGGACUUCGGACAGUUUUUGAAGCACCUUAACAAUGAGCAUGCUCUAGAUGACAGGAGCACGGCCCAGUGUCGGGUCCAGAUGCAGGUGGUACAGCAGCUAGAGAUACAGCUUUCUAAAGAACGUGAGCGUCUUCAGGCGAUGAUGGCCCACUUGCACAUGCGGCCCUCGGAGCCCAAGCCAUCUCCAAAACCUCUGAACUUGGUGUCAAGCGUCACCAUGUCAAAGAACCUGCCGUCGGUGUCCCCUCCGAACGUACCUCAGACCCCCACCACGCCCAGCGCCCCCGUGACACCCAUGUCCCAGGUUCCCCAGGUGCCCUCCCUGCUCAGCGCCGCCAACGUCCCCAGCAUGGGCGCCAUGCGCAGACGUCACUCCGACAAGUACUCCAUGCAACUGUCUUCAGGUGGUGACACAGUAUUUAUUUUUCCAGAGAUCGCCCCAAACUAUGAGUUUUAUAAGAAUGCCGAUGUCAGACCGCCAUUUACUUAUGCAACCCUCAUAAGGCAGGGUAUCAUGGAGUCGGGCGACAUGCAGUUAACGCUUAAUGAAAUCUACAGCUGGUUCACGCGCACGUUCGCUUACUUCAGACGCAACGCAGCUACUUGGAAGAACGCCGUUCGCCACAACCUCAGUCUGCACAAGUGCUUUGUGCGUGUGGAGAACGUGAAGGGGGCCGUGUGGACGGUGGAUGAGAUGGAGUACCAGAAACGCAGGUCUCAGAAGAUAACAGGGUGUAGAAGCCCGACGCUUGUGAAGAACCUUCCCUCCAGCCUGGGCUAUGGAGCUGCUUUAAACGCCAGCUUACAGGCGGCGCUGGCUGAGACCUCCCUGCCUCUGCUGGGGAACCCUGGUCUGAUGAACAGCAGUUCAUCUGGCUUGAUGGGAGGCAGUCCUCCUGGUCUAAUGGGCGGGAGCCCCCCUGGUAUGCUUGGCGGUAGCCCCCAUGGAUUUAUGGGUGGUAGCCCCCAUGGAUUCAUGGGCGGGAGCCCCCAUGGGUUGUUGGGCGGCAGCCCCACAGGAAUGAUGGGUAGCAGCCCCCCCAGCCUGCUCCAGUCCAGUCACGACGACCUGAAUGGAUCGCUGGAUCACCUGGACACCAAUGGCCACAGCAGCCCUGGAGAAUACUCCCCACAGGCACACAUGUAAGUAGCACUCAGUGGCUU